Molecule: messenger RNA, 2139 nt
Organism: Triticum urartu
Lineage: Eukaryota; Viridiplantae; Streptophyta; Magnoliopsida; Poales; Poaceae
Source: RefSeq, a predicted model, not a curated record
UGGAGGGGGUGGGACUCGAGAUAGGGCCCUACUUGUUGAUGCUCUCAAGAACGCCAUCAAGGACAAGAAGUUUUUUCUUGUGCUCGAUGAUAUGUGGGGUGCUGAUGCAUGGAACAAACUGCUCAUGACUCCGUUUGGCUAUGGUGGCCCGGGCAGCCGAGUCCUCAUCACCACAAGAAGUGAAACUGUGGCGAGAAACAUGAAAGCUGCACACUGCCACCACGUUGACAAGUUAGGGCGCGAAGAUGCAUGGUCAUUGCUCAAGAAUCAGGUACUCACUACAGAGGAGAAUGGUCAUGAGGUUGAUGUGCUAAAGGAAAUUGGGUUGCAAAUUGUAGAAAAAUGUGACGGUUUACCACUCGCUAUAAAAGUAAUGGGGGGACUUCUAUGCAGCAAGGAGAAAUCACGGUUUGCAUGGGAAGAUGUCCUGAAUGAUGACAUAUGGUCAGUAUCUCCAAUGUCAGAUGAACUAAACUAUGCAAUUUAUCUUAGCUACAAGGACUUGCCCUCUUGCUUAAAACAAUGCUUCCUGCACUUCUCCCUUAAACCCAAAAAGUCUGUGCUAAGUGUUCGUGACAUUGUGUCCAUGUGGAUUUGUGAAGGAUUGCUUCAAGGAGGCUCAACUAGUUUGGAAGAAGGGAAAAGGAACUAUAAAGAGCUAAUAUUAAGGAACCUUACAGAGAUAGAUCCAUCAUUUCCUAGCCAACUUAUCUGCAACAUGCAUGAUGUCAUCCGCUCAUUUGCUCAAUUUAUGGCUAGGGAUGAAACACUAGUAGUUCACAAUGGAGAUACUACUAAAGAAAACCUUAAAUCAUCCAAUUUUCUUAGACUGUCUAUAGAAACCAAAGGUGUGGGAUCAGAUGAAUUUGAGUGGAUAUAUUUAAGAGAGCAGAAAUUGCUUAGGUCACUAAUAUUAACUGGAAACCUCAAAAGUCAGCCUGGGGAUUCGUCGACUAUCUUCCCAAGUCUACACCUUUUGCAUAUAGAUUCUGCAAAUAUUGCUGCACUAGUUGAAUCUAUGUACCAACUCAAGCAUUUGAGAUAUUUGGCAUUAAAGAGGACUGAUAUGUGUAGACUACCAGAGAACAUCCAUGAGAUGAAAUUCCUACAGCAUAUUAGCCUUGAUGGUUGUGAAAGUUUUAUGAAACUUCCAGAUAGCAUUAUCAAGCUGCAAGGGUUGAGGUUCCUUGAUAUGGAUGACACACGUGUAAGUAGUAUUCCUAGGGGUUUCAGAGCUCUUACAAAUUUGAGUGCACUCUUUGGGUUUCCAGCCUAUAUUGAUGGUGACUGGUGUAGUUUGGAAGAGUUGGGGUCUCUUUCCCAGCUCAAUUAUCUUUCACUAGAGAGCCUAGAAAAUGUAUCUAGUGCCUUGUUGGCUGCAAAGGCCAGGGUAAAUGCAAAGAAAAAUCUUACCAUACUUGGUUUAAAAUGUGGCGGUAGAGAGGGAGAUGGGUUGGUCCAAGGAGGAGUGUCUGAGUCUAAGGAGGAGGAGCAAAUAAUAGAGGCGGUGUUUGAUGUGCUAUGUCCUCAGCCUUGCAUAGAACACAUCAAAAUAAAAAGAUAUUUUGGUGGUCGGCUCCCAGGAUGGAUGGCAUCCACAGCUAUGGUGCCCCUCGAGAGCUUGAAGAUUCUAGUCCUAGAACAACUGCCCUGCUGCACCCAACUCCCAGAUGGCUUGUGUAGGCUCCCGUAUUUGGAGUGGAUAAAAGUGGACGGGGCUCCAGUAAUCAAGUGUGUCGGUCCUGAAUUCGUUCAGCAGUACAAUCAGCGGCACCGUCCUUCAUCUCAGUUGGCUGCUACGUUUCCCAAACUCCAGAAGUUGGAUUUUCACGGAAUGGAGGAAUAUUGAUGAGGAGUGGAUUUGGGAGACGGAAGUGAAAGCUAUGCCCUUAUUUUCUUAUCAGUUCUUGCAACUGGGUCGUAUACCUCCAGGACUUAUGUUCCAUGCAAUGGCAUUGAAGAAGCUAGCAAUAUGGAGUGUCCAAUGUCUCAACUCCCUAGAGAACUUUGCUUCUGUAGUUGAGCUCGAGUUGGCUAACAUAACCGAAUUGGCCAUGAUCUCCAAUCUUCCAAAAUUACAAAAACUUGAAAUCAGUUACUGCAGAAAGCUCAAGACACUGAAGGACAUGGAUGCCGUCG